AUGACACGACUGGUCAUGGAGAACGCUAUCACUCCAAUGAAGACUCCAACUUAUGUUCUUCACAGAAGUGAUGGUGUUACGAAAAUUGGCGUCAAAACUGUAAUAUCAUUUUGCUGUGGAGUCAAAGUGAAUUUACAAGGGUCUCUAAGUUUUGGUAAAGAUGUACUAGACACAUUACAACAUUACAUGAGAAGAAGCAUUCCAAUUCGCCGUUCAUUGGGUCAUGCCAAGGAAAAUGAUGUUUUGUACCUGAUUACUAAGACUUCGUACCUCUGUCGAGAUCUGACUUUCUGCGAGGGCAAACUAGAACCAUUUAUAAAUGAGUAUAUUACUGUCUUAACAAAAUCCAUAGAGACCGCCUUUCAAACUAUUCUCAAACAAGAGAAAGAUCCUGAAAUCGAAAAUGAGAAUACAACACAUAUAUUUGAAGAAGAACUAAAAAAACUGCUUCUUGAGGUCCGGCAGCUACUUAGAAUAGCUAACACAAGAGUGACAGAAAAAACAGAAGAAUAUGUUUGGAUUGACAUCAUCAAAAAAAUAUGCGCUAUGUUUCAAGAAGCCGCGAUAAAUUACGCCACGGAGAGGAUGGACACCAAUAAUGGCAACGCGUUAGAAAUUCAAAAGAAGUUGAUGCAAAAAUUUGUUCUUGUCACAAUUGUCGUCGAAGGUAAAUAUGAAAACACGUUGUGCACGGAUUACAACAUCUGCACAAAAUCUUACGAAUGCACUAAAGCUUUGAACACAUUAUUGUCUUCUUUGCGAAACUUGAACGAGGAGAAAAUUAAGUACUUCAUGAGAUCUGUGGCUACAGGUUUGUUAGAUACGACAUUUUAUUCCCAUAUAAGUGAGACAACUGCUAAUGAAUUUCAAGUAAUACUUAAUGACAUGAGUUACUCAGAUAAUGUACCGACGAAAGAUGUACUGCGCAAUAUACAUAAAGCUGUUGAAGAAAGAUUGAAUGCUGUUAAAACUCGAACGUUUUUUACUGGUGGUAAGGACGUGGAGUUAGUGUACGCAAUACUAUCAGAUAUGGACCACUUCUAUGCGAAACGGAAGGCGGAUCCAUUUCACAGUUUCUUAAGUGAGUUCUUUGAGUGGGUUAGAAUGGAUACUAAACUGAAAUCACAUAUUCAUGUUCUCAUCAACAAUAUAGCGGAUCAGUUGUUGAAAUCGCCUCAUGAAUUAGAAGUGAAGCUCAUUCACGAAGUUAGGGCGUUUUUGGAAUUAACCGUUGAUCCUGAAAAUUAA
Arctia plantaginis is the source of this 1248-nucleotide messenger RNA. The record is from the annotation of a GenBank genome assembly. Lineage: Eukaryota; Metazoa; Arthropoda; Insecta; Lepidoptera; Erebidae.